CGGCUGUCUCUCUCCAGCCAGACCCCGCCCGAAGGUGCCGAGCACCCCCGCUCCAGCCCUUGCGCUCCCACCUGAGCCGGCGCCAUGGCGGAGCAGGAGAGCCUUGAGUUCGGCAAGGCGGACUUCGUGCUGAUGGACACUGUCUCCAUGCCCGAGUUCAUGGCCAACCUUAGGCUCAGAUUUGAGAAAGGACGCAUCUACACAUUCAUUGGAGAAGUGGUUGUUUCUGUGAACCCGUACAAGGUGCUGAACAUCUAUGGCAGGGACACAGUCGAGCAGUACAAAGGCCGUGAGCUAUAUGAGAGACCUCCUCAUCUCUUUGCUAUUGCUGACGCUGCUUACAAGGCUAUGAAGAGGCGAUCAAAAGACACCUGUAUUAUGAUAUCAGGGGAAAGUGGAGCUGGUAAAACAGAGGCCAGUAAGUACAUCAUGCAGUAUAUCGCCGCCAUCACCAAUCCCAGCCAGAGAGCAGAGAUAGAAAGAGUGAAGAAUAUGUUGCUGAAGUCAAACUGCGUUUUGGAAGCUUUUGGAAAUGCCAAAACUAAUCGUAACGACAAUUCCAGCAGAUUUGGGAAAUACAUGGAUAUCAACUUUGACUUCAAAGGAGACCCCAUUGGGGGACAUAUUAAUAACUACUUGCUGGAAAAGUCUCGUGUGAUUGUGCAACAACCUGGAGAACGAAGCUUCCAUUCUUUCUAUCAGCUACUCCAGGGAGGUUCUGAGCAGAUGCUACACUCUCUACACCUACAGAAAUCACUCUCAUCCUACAACUACAUCCGUGUGGGGGCACAACUGAAGUCUUCCAUCAAUGAUGCUGCAGAGUUCAAAGUCGUAGCUGAUGCCAUGAAAGUAAUUGGAUUCAAACCUGAGGAGAUUCAAACAGUGUAUAAAAUUUUGGCUGCUAUUCUUCACUUGGGAAAUUUAAAAUUUAUAGUAGAUGGUGACACACCGCUUAUUGAGAAUGGCAAGGUUGUGUCUGUCAUAGCAGAACUGCUCUCUACUAAGGCAGACAUGGUGGAGAAAGCCCUGCUUUACCGGACGGUGGCCACAGGCCGUGACAUCAUCGACAAACAGCACACGGAACAGGAGGCUAGCUACGGCAGAGAUGCCUUUGCCAAGGCAAUAUAUGAACGCCUCUUUUGUUGGAUUGUUACUCGCAUCAAUGACAUCAUUGAGGUCAAGAACUACGACACCACGAUACAUGGGAAAAACACAGUUAUUGGUGUCUUGGAUAUCUAUGGCUUUGAAAUCUUUGACAACAACAGCUUUGAGCAGUUCUGCAUUAACUACUGCAACGAGAAACUGCAGCAGCUCUUCAUUCAGCUGGUGCUGAAGCAGGAGCAAGAGGAGUACCAGCGGGAAGGCAUCCCUUGGAAACACAUUGAUUACUUCAACAACCAGAUCAUUGUGGACCUCGUGGAGCAGCAGCACAAAGGCAUCAUUGCAAUCCUGGAUGACGCUUGUAUGAAUGUUGGCAAAGUCACUGAUGGAAUGUUCCUUGAGGCCCUUAACAGUAAAUUGGGCAAACAUGGUCAUUUCUCCAGCCGAAAGACCUGUGCCUCAGACAAAAUCUUGGAGUUUGAUCGGGACUUUCGAAUCCGGCAUUAUGCAGGUGACGUGGUCUAUUCUGCCAUCGGUUUUAUUGACAAAAAUAAAGAUACUUUAUUUCAAGAUUUCAAGCGCCUCAUGUAUAACAGCUCAAAUCCUGUGCUGAAGAACAUGUGGCCUGAAGGCAAGCUGAGCAUUACAGAGGUGACCAAGAGGCCUCUGACUGCUGCCACCUUGUUUAAGAAUUCCAUGAUUGCUUUAGUAGACAACCUUGCUUCAAAGGAACCAUACUACGUACGUUGCAUCAAACCCAACGACAAGAAGUCCCCACAGAUAUUUGAUGAUGAGCGCUGCCGCCAUCAGGUAGAAUACCUGGGCCUACUGGAGAAUGUGAGAGUGCGCCGGGCAGGGUUUGCCUUCCGCCAGACCUAUGAGAAGUUUCUUCACAGGUACAAGAUGAUCUCUGAGUUCACCUGGCCUAACCAUGACCUUCCUUCAGACAAAGAGGCUGUCCGGAAACUCAUAGAGCGAUGUGGCUUUCAGGAUGACGUGGCUUAUGGGAAGACCAAGAUUUUCAUUCGAACACCCCGUACACUGUUCACCUUGGAAGAACUCCGCGCCCAAAUGCUCGUCAGGGUUGUCCUCUUCCUACAAAAGGUGUGGCGUGGCACCCUGGCCCGCAUGCGGUACAAGAGGACCAAGGCAGCCCUGACAAUAAUCAGGUACUACCGGCGCUAUAAAGUAAAGUCAUACAUCCAUGAGGUAGCCAGACGAUUCCACGGUGUCAAGAACAUGAGAGACUAUGGGAAGCAUGUGAAGUGGCCAACCCCACCAAAAGUCCUGCGGCGUUUUGAAGAGGCCCUGCAGUCAAUUUUUAAUAGAUGGAGAGCAUCCCAACUCAUCAAGACCAUACCUGCAUCAGACCUUCCCCAGGUCAGGGCAAAGGUUGCAGCCAUGGAGAUGUUGAAAGGUCAAAGGGCAGACCUUGGACUCCAGAGGGCCUGGGAAGGCAACUAUCUUGCUUCGAAGCCAGAUACACCUCAGACCUCAGGCACUUUUGUCCCAGUUGCUAAUGAACUGAAACGCAAGGACAAAUAUAUGAACGUUCUCUUUUCCUGUCAUGUCCGAAAGGUGAAUCGAUUUAGUAAGGUAGAAGACCGAGCAAUUUUUGUCACUGACCGUCACCUGUAUAAAAUGGACCCCACUAAGCAGUACAAGGUGAUGAAAACUAUCCCACUGUACAAUUUGACUGGUCUGAGUGUCUCCAAUGGGAAGGACCAGCUUGUAGUGUUCCAUACAAAAGACAACAAAGACCUCAUUGUCUGCCUCUUCAGCAAACAGCCAACCCAUGAAAGUCGCAUUGGAGAACUUGUUGGAGUCCUGGUGAAUCAUUUCAAGAGUGAGAAGCGCCACCUUCAAGUGAACGUCACCAACCCGGUGCAGUGCAGCCUGCAUGGGAAGAAAUGCACCGUAUCUGUGGAGACCCGGGUCAAUCAGCCACAGCCCGACUUCACCAAGAACCGCUCCGGCUUCAUCCUCAGUGUGCCUGGGAACUGACUGCUGCACAUCCGAGGCCUGGCCCAGGGGGGCAAGAGCCUGAGCCUGGCACAAGGCAGGCCAGGCCCUCGGCCUCCUCAUCCCACACGCGUUCCACCUCGCUCAGCAUCCUGGGAGCUCAGCUAAUUGCUGUUUGCCCUCUAAUGCCACUUGAAAUCAGCUUGCAAGGCCUCCGCUGGGCAGGGCUCCUCUGCCUUCUCCAUGGCCCUGCCCAUGAGCUGUCCUACCUGGCUUUCUACCUCUGCCUCUGCUCUCUCAACUUUCCAUACCCCUGCUCAGGAAACCAAAGACCCUCUUCAGCCUCCUGGGCUGACAGCUAGACCACUUCCCACCUCACAAGCAACUGGAGAGUACCUGUAGUUGACAAAAGGCCAGUGGCCACUGCUGACCCCAGCACAGGGAUGAGAGGCAUGGAGCCCAGGAUGCAGUUUCUGGAGCCAAAGCAACAUUAUCCUAGAGGUUUGGAUCCAGCUUCCAUGAGCAGAGGACUUAGUUCUUCUCUAUGACCCCUACCUGAUGCCUCCUUCCCCAACAUGGUUACAACCCUUGGGGCCUAGCUCAGAGCCCCUCAGCACAAGCCCUACCCCCAGCAGCCAGCCAAAGCCACCAGGUGAGCAGGUUCAUCUGCGGAGCCCAUCCUUCAGCCAUGCUCAGCCAGGAUCCCUCCUUCCCAGAGCCUGUCCCUGGGAGAUCUUUUGCCACCAACGUUUUAGCCCUGGACUUUCUAACCACUUCUCUCAGAGACACCCUGCUGCUACUCCAAGGACUAGUUUGCUUAACUCACAGCCCAUGCCCACUGUCAUCGAACCUUCUUUCUUGCAGGUUGCCAGGUUGCUAAUCUGAUGUCCCCUCUGCUGUAAACACAGGGUCAGGACCUAGUGAGGAGGUGCAAGAAGAAGGCCAUGCUUGGCGUGCCCGUUCCCCUAACCCUCUGGCUUCGCCUUCUCCUCACUGGAGACCUGGACCUCUCAGAGAGCCAAAGCACACAGGACCCGGUGGUGGGAGGUGAAGCAAAGCUGCAGCAAAGAGCGUGGAGUCCUGGCACUGCGGGCCAGGCCAGGGUGCCCACUGACGCCACAUACCUGCCUGCUGGAGCCUGGCCUUAGCCCCUACCCCCACCCCCAGCCUCAGCUGUUGAGGAUAAGGAGGCCUAUGGGCGGCACAGGCUUGCUGUGGGGAAGCCUAACAUGGAAGGCUUGUAAGAGGCGAGCUGGGGGAGAGAGCUGGGAGAGCGAGCUGGGGGGCUUUCAGAGCCAGGCUCACAUUUUCUUUGCUUUUGGCCAGAGUCUGCUCCCUAACUCUCACACCGCUACCCUAACCCACCAAGUGCCUAUGCGCUGCCUCCUGUGCCUUGCCUAGGGCCUGAGGGAGUUACCUGGCUGGCUAUGGUGUUCCAGCACCUGGUCUCCUACCCCUUUUGUAGAGCUGUGGGGACAGGGGCAUUUACACCGCAGGCAGUUUGCAACAAAACUCCUGUUGCCAGGCUGCCCUCGGGAACUGUUCUCAUCCCGUGCAGCGCAGAGCUGCUGCCAGCCAGGGGCUGGUGGAGCUGACAGAACCACGUGACUGGAACUUCACCUUCCAUCCACUUACUGCCCCAGCAUGUUGCUUUACACUAGACAUGCUCAAGUGUGUUCAUACACACCAAAGCAGGUCAUGCCAAAAAAGAGUUGAAGGUCAGAGGGGUGGGGCUCUCCUCCCACCGUCUGAUGUAGUCUGGGACCCCUGGCCCAGGCCAGAACCUCCCACUGAGGACUGCCCUGUCCAUAAGCACUUUCUUAUAACCUAAAAAAGUCAGUGUGUGGGCACUGAAGGACCUGGAAUUAGGGGUGUGAAUGAUCACAGAAAGAGCACCGGAGGACACAGUGAUUGUAUGCUUGGAGUAGGGGUCUCUUGAGUUAAUGAAAUACAGUUUAUGGUUCGGUGCAUAUAUUCCUAUUUUUCAUUAAAUUAACUUUAUUUCUAAAGCGUAUUUUGAUUUACCAUCAAGAGCAAUAAAGCAUUAAAUCUUAUUUUAAA
Messenger RNA from Grammomys surdaster, 5124 nucleotides. RefSeq names its product myosin ID (gene Myo1d). The coding region runs from base 85 to 3105 and encodes 1006 amino acids. NCBI's taxonomy places the organism in Eukaryota, Metazoa, Chordata, Mammalia, Rodentia, Muridae. Gene Ontology annotation, molecular function: ATP binding; microfilament motor activity; actin filament binding. Gene Ontology annotation, cellular component: cytoplasm; microvillus; vesicle. The transcript has 22 exons. The record is from RefSeq and is a predicted model, not a curated record. Gene Ontology annotation, biological process: vesicle transport along actin filament; actin filament organization.